AUGUCGUUGCCUUCUCAUCUUAAGUAUCAAGAAACAACCUAUGAAGACUAUGGUGCCUUUUAUUGUCCCCCCGAGCAUAGGCGAUUGGAACCCAUUGGCCUGCCUAAAGAAGAAAUCAAACCGCGAGGGAAAGGCGUCUGUUUUGAUGCCAGCAAACCUCUUGCAAAGUCUGAAGACGCUACCCCAACUCCCCCCACGUCCAGUGAGCGCCUGUUAGAGUCUGACCUCGCAAAGAAUAUUGAUCAGGUCGAACUCCAUUUCAGGAACAAAGAGUCCAUCAAACUUGAUGUGCGGAAACAGUGA
Messenger RNA from Dibothriocephalus latus, 303 nucleotides. NCBI's taxonomy places the organism in Eukaryota, Metazoa, Platyhelminthes, Cestoda, Diphyllobothriidea, Diphyllobothriidae. The record is from the annotation of a GenBank genome assembly.